Molecule: messenger RNA, 3144 nt
Organism: Stereum hirsutum FP-91666 SS1
Lineage: Eukaryota; Fungi; Basidiomycota; Agaricomycetes; Russulales; Stereaceae
Product: ARM repeat-containing protein
Exons: 20
Coding region: 1-3144 (1047 amino acids)
Biological process (GO): protein import into nucleus
Cellular component (GO): cytosol; nuclear envelope
Molecular function (GO): small GTPase binding
Source: RefSeq, a predicted model, not a curated record
AUGGAUCUCCAAACGCUGUCCAAUCUGUUCGCUACGACCCUCAACCCGAAUCCUAAUGUACAAAAAGCGGGCGAGCUUGAAAUCAGAAAAAUUGCUAGCCAGGAGGGCAUGAUCGCAGCCUCGCUGCAAAUCAUCGCCGCCGACAGUGUCGACCUUGCAAUCCGCCAAGCCUGUGCCAUCUGGCUCAAAAAUCGCGUCCAACAUUCGUAUGGCCUCGAAUCUGAUACAGGCCGCCCAGAUCACAAGCCCAUCCCGCCCUCAGACCGCACCGCCCUCAAGACCCAUGUCCUCCCUCUUCUCGCGAACUCUCCUUCGAAGAGCAUCACCGUCCAGCUUGCUGCUACCCUCAAAACGCUCGUCUCGCAUGACUUCCCGGAGAAGUGGCCGGAGUUGAUGGACGGCGCGAAGCACAUGCUUGCGAGCAGCAAUAUCAGGGAGGUCGGUGCUGGAACCGUAGUGGUGUUGGAAAUGGUCAAGGCUUUCCGAUUCCGCCAGCAGUCCGAUAUCCUACCCAAGAUUGUUGUCGAGCUCUUCCCCACUCUUGUUACUCUCGCUUCCCAGAUGUUGUCUUCUCCUCCCGCCGGCGCUGAAGCGGAGAUCCCCGCCAUCCUCCACUACAUCCUCAAAACCUACCGAUCUUCCAUCAUCCUCAAUCUCAGCGCACACCAACAGUCCGCGGAAUCUCUCGUGCCUUGGGGCCGUCUCCUCUUCCAAGUCGUGAAUCUCGACAUCCCAGCGGGUGCCGUGCCCGAGGACGAGGACGAAAGGGAAAAGAGCGAGUGGUGGAAAGCGAAGAAGUGGGCCUAUGGUGUGCUCGGCAGGCUGUUCCAUAGGUACGGCAACCCGAGUCAGUUGCCCAGCACGAUGAAGGAAGAGUACGGAACCUUCGCAGAGCACUUCGUGACGGCGUUCGCACCCGAGAUCCUCAAAGUCUACCUUCAGCAGACCGAGAGAUACGUGAGUGGCCAGUCGUGGCUGUCCAAGAAGUGCCAGUACUUGAUCUUCCAGUUCUUUACGGAGUGCGUCAAGCCCAAAGCGACCUGGGCGUUGCUCAAGCCUCAUUUCGAGACGCUCGUGUCGACGUACGUGUUCCCCAACCUUUCGUUCACUCCGGCCAAGCAGGAGAUGUGGGACACGGACCCCGUCGAUUACGUUCGCACCACUGUUGUAGACGAGUACGAGACGUACAACUCGCCGGUCGCAGCUUCCACCACGUUCCUCUUGCAGCUCGCCAACAGCCGUGGGCAGACGACCUUCAUGCCAAUUCUUACCUUCGUCAACCACGUCCUGAACUCGAACCCUGCUCCACCUCAACGAUUCGGUGCUCUGAACAUGAUUGCUGCUCUCGGGCCCUUGAUCAUGCGUCAUGAGGAAGUGAAGGACAACAUGUCUCAAUUCAUGAGGCAGCAUGUCUUCCCUAGCUUCACUGCUCCGGAGGGCUACCUGCGAGCGAUCGCCUGUGAAGUGCUCGGGACUGUCGAGAGGGCCACAAUCCAGUGGGACAAUGAGGAAAACCUCAUCAACCACUUCCGUGCCGUGUGCGUUUGUCUCGAUGACCCAGAGCUGCCUGUUCGUAUCCAGGCCGCCCUGGCCCUUACCGAGCUUAUCACCUCUCACGACUCGGUGAAGGAGGCAGUUGCUCCCCAAGUCGGCAAAGUGAUCCAGGAUCUUCUCAAAAUGUGCGACGACACCGACCUGGACAUUCUCAACAGCAGCAUGGAGACCAUGGUGGAGCAGUUCCAGGAGGAGCUCCUGCCCGUCGCUGCUCAGCUCGCUGCACGCCUGUGCGACUCCUACAUGCGGUUGGCCAAAGAAGCGCUUGCUCAGGAAGAAAACAUACCCAAGGGCACGGAUCUCGAGUCCGCCAUGGAAGACACUGAUGAGGAUAAGACCUACGCUGCUAUGGGGAUGGCCAAGACCAUCGGGACGCUCGUUUCGUCCGUAGAUUCCUCCGCCCAGAUCCUCCAACAAGUGCAGGAGGUCGUCAUUCCCAUCAUCACCUUCACCCUUGAGAACAAGCUUUUGGAUCUGUUCGACAACAUGUACGAUCUGGUCGAUGGGCUGACCUUCAGGACGAAGUCCAUCUCGCCGAACAUGUGGCCGGUCUUUGAGAUGACCUACACCCUCUUCAAGUCUGAUGCCGUUGACUUCCUUGAUGAGAUGUUGCCGGCCCUGGACAACUUCGUUUCUUACGGCACGGAGAUGUUCAAGUCUCGUCCGGAUUACAGGCAGAUGGUAGCCGACAUCUAUACGACGGCGAUCGUGAGCGAACAGCUUGGCGAGAACGACCGUGUAAACGGCUCCAAGGUCGCUGAGUCGCUCAUGUUGAACCUUCGUGGCCACAUUGACGACUUACUUCAACCCAUCGUCAAGACCGCUCUCGACCACAUCGACUCCGCCGAGACCGCCGCCUUCCGACUCGCUAACCUCGAGGUCCUCAUCAACGCAGUCCUCUACAACCCUGCCGCCACGCUCCACCUCAUGGAACAAUACGCUCCAGGUACCUCCCGUACCUUCUUCGACAAAUGGUUCGCCGCCAUCAACUCCGAUAACAAGCUGCCCCGCGUGCACGACAAGAGGCUCACCAUCGUCGCUCUAUGUGCACUCAUGGAGGUCGAGCCGAAUGCGAUCCCGGAGGCUGUGAGAGAGGGAUGGCCUGGGAUUGUGGCUGGCGCGUUGAAGGUGUUCAAGGACCUGCCGAAGGCGAUUGCUGCGCGGAAGGCUUUGGAGGCGGAGAUGAGGGAGGCGGCGGAAGAGGAAGAGGAUGACGAUGAGAUUAUUACGAGGGCUUUGGCUUUGAAUGGUGAUGAUGAUGAUAUUUGGGACGAGGACUCUGCGUACAUUGAGAUGCUCGCAAAAGAGAACGCUCGUCUCAAGUCGCAGGGUAUCGGUUCUUCAUCGGCCGGUGACGACGAAGAGGAUCUGGAAGACGACGAAAUUGAAGAGGAACUUGGAUACCUCAGCCCGCUUGACUCCGUUGACCCAUACGUCACAUUCAAGCAUGCUCUGAACAGCCUCCAAGCGAAGAACGGUCAGGCGUAUCAACUUGCGACGACUGCGUUGGACAUUGAGCAGCAGACGUUGCUCAUGGAGGUCAUGCGACUUGCGGAGACGCAGGGGAACGGGAACGCAGUUCCCGUCUAG